AUGACAUCUACUGCAACUGCCAAGGAGGUAAACAUCGGCGACCUGCUCACCUCCAGAUCUUCCACCUACCAGGUUCAGUCUUUCCUGGGCCAGGGCACCUUUGGCAAGGUUGCAAAGUGUGCAAGAAUUGGUGACAAGAAAACAGUCGCCAUCAAAAUGAUAAAAAACCAUGGCUCCAACAUCCAGAUGGCAAAAGAAGAGGUUGCCACUCUAAUAAAACUAAAAUCACUGGAUCCGGAUAAGUGCAACUUGGUUCGCUGGCACCAGGAUUUUGUUUCCAAAGGACAAAUUUGCCUCAUGUUCGAGCACCUGGAUAAAAGUCUUUUUGACUUCAUGAAGGGGAGGAAUUAUCAACCUCUCCCUCUGAUGGAGAUCAGACCAAUUGUACAGCAGCUCGCCAAUGCACUAAACAACUUGAAGACAGUUGGAGUAAUACAUGCUGACCUCAAGCUGGAGAACGUGAUGUUGGUAAACCAUGCCCAGGAGCCUUUCAGAGUGAAACUCAUCGACUUCGGUCUGGCCUGUAAAGUGUCAGCUGCCAGGCCGGGUGCUCACAUUCAGACCCGUCCGUACAGGUCUCCGGAGAUUAUUCUAGGGCUCCCGUUCACAGAGGCCAUAGAUAUGUGGUCUCUGGGCUGCUUGGCUGCUUCCCUUUACACCGGCACUCUAAUGUACCCCGGCUUGAAUGAAUACGAUAUGAUGAGGUACAUCGUAGAGACUCAGGGUCAACCACCGGACAACCUGCUCGACCUCGCACCAAAGACUGCUUGUUUCUUCAAGAGACUCCCUGACUCCACCACCGGUGGCAAGAAAUAUCAACUGCUGGUAACUGUCACUUCACAACUGCUCUGA
Messenger RNA from Centropristis striata (black sea bass), 852 nucleotides. Its product is annotated as homeodomain-interacting protein kinase 2-like. Gene Ontology annotation, molecular function: transcription corepressor activity; ATP binding; SMAD binding. Lineage: Eukaryota; Metazoa; Chordata; Actinopteri; Perciformes; Serranidae. Gene Ontology annotation, cellular component: nucleus; PML body; cytoplasm. The transcript has 5 exons. The record is from RefSeq and is a predicted model, not a curated record. Gene Ontology annotation, biological process: peptidyl-serine phosphorylation; intrinsic apoptotic signaling pathway in response to DNA damage by p53 class mediator; peptidyl-threonine phosphorylation. The coding region runs from base 1 to 852 and encodes 283 amino acids.